GGAGCGGGCCAAUCAGAGAGCUCGGUGGGACGUUUUUUCAGCUGCCAGUCGGGCCUUUAUAAAACUUGCGUGCCUCGAUCCGAGGAGCUCAGUUUCUACUCGGGAGUUGAACCGUGACGAGAAUACAUAGGAAGUAACCAUGCUGCCCCUCGUCGUGUUGACCGUGUGCCUUGGAGCCGCCCUCUCCGCCCCCAGUCUGGACCCUCAGCUGGACGACCACUGGGACCUGUGGAAGAGCUGGCACAGCAGGAAGUACCACGAGAAGGAGGAGGGCUGGAGGAGAAUGGUGUGGGAGAAGAACCUGAAGAGGAUCGAGCUGCACAACCUGGAGCACUCGAUGGGCACACACACCUACAGCCUGGGCAUGAACCACUUUGGGGACAUGACCAACGAGGAGUUCAGGCAGCUCAUGAACGGCUACAAGCACAAAGCGCAGAGGAAGUUCAGGGGGUCCCUGUUCAUGGAGCCCAACUUCCUGGAGGCCCCGAGCUCCGUGGACUGGAGGGAGAAGGGCUACGUCACCCCCGUCAAGGACCAGGGUCAGUGUGGCUCUUGCUGGGCCUUCAGCAGCACCGGCUCCCUGGAGGGUCAGCACUUCAGGAAGACGGGCACUCUGGUGUCACUGAGCGAGCAGAACCUGGUGGACUGCUCCCGGCUCCAGGGCAACGAGGGCUGCGACGGCGGCCUGAUGGACCAGGCCUUCCAGUACGUCAAGGACAACCAGGGCCUGGACUCGGAGCAGUCCUACCCCUACGUGGGCUCGGACACCCUGCCGUGUCACUACGACUCCGCCUUCAACUCGGCCAACGACACCGGCUUCGUCGACAUACCGACCGGUAAGGAGCACGCCCUGAUGAAGGCCGUGGCCGCCGUGGGACCCGUUUCCGUCGCCAUCGACGCCGGACACGAGUCUUUCCAGUUUUACCAGUCGGGGAUCUACUUUGAGAAGGCGUGCAGCACCGAGAACCUGGACCACGGGGUGCUGGUGGUGGGUUACGGCUUCGAGGGAGAGGAUGUGGACGGGAAGAAAUACUGGAUUGUCAAGAACAGCUGGGGUGUGAAGUGGGGAGACCAAGGCUUCAUCCUCAUGGCCAAAGACAGGAAGAACCACUGCGGCAUCGCCACGGCAGCCAGUUACCCUCUCGUCUAACGUCCCGCACGCCUCCACUUUACCAUAGUUUUUAUUUCAAUUGCAAUAGUUUUUGGAUGAAAGCCACGACGACGACGAGAUUGCAUGAUGUUUUAUGAGGAGGAAACACUGUUUUUAGGGAAAUGGCGCCAUUUUGUUGUUGUUGUGGUUGUUUGGCUGGUUUUUCUGCCACUUUUAUUUUAUCUGAAAACAUUUUAGUGUUUUUAAUUUUUGUAAAUAUGCCUAUGCUUCUUGGCGAGUGACGAUAAAUGAACACUUGCUUCGGUCAUUGUAAAUGAUUCUACUUUUACUGUGAUCAAUUAAAGUUGUGAAACACUA
Messenger RNA from Cyclopterus lumpus (lumpfish), 1468 nucleotides. It is a transcript of the gene ctsla, whose product is annotated as cathepsin La. Gene Ontology annotation, cellular component: lysosome. The transcript has 8 exons. NCBI's taxonomy places the organism in Eukaryota, Metazoa, Chordata, Actinopteri, Perciformes, Cyclopteridae. The record is from RefSeq and is a predicted model, not a curated record. Bases 140 to 1150 code for a protein of 336 amino acids. Gene Ontology annotation, molecular function: cysteine-type endopeptidase activity. Gene Ontology annotation, biological process: immune response.